Molecule: messenger RNA, 22098 nt
Organism: Coregonus sp. 'balchen'
Lineage: Eukaryota; Metazoa; Chordata; Actinopteri; Salmoniformes; Salmonidae
Source: the annotation of a GenBank genome assembly
UCGCCAAGAGUGAGGCCCAGGCAGGAGCCGGCUGCUGCUGAGCACGGCACCAUGAUGGAAGGGGGCAUGCAGCUGCUGAACCGUGACGGCCACAGCAUCUCGCACAACUCCAAGCGUCACUACCACGACUCGUUCGUGUCCAUGAACAGGAUGCGCCAGCGCGGCCUGCUCUGCGACAUCGUGCUGCAUGUCUCCAACAAGGAGAUCAAGGCGCACAAGGUGGUGCUGGCCUCCUGCAGUCCCUACUUCCAUGCCAUGUUUACAAGUAAAUAUCCCUCUGCGGAGUUCGCGCUCCCUGCUACUGACACUGCUCUUCGGUUCCUCCACGCCCUCACAAGUGUUCACCACUAGUGUUAGUCACCCCCUUUGAGUCACCGUCUCCCUCUCUUUACCCUACCUGUCUCUCUUCCACGCCUCAUUACACUAUUGAAGAUUGCACGAUUCUCCAUUGCUACGGAAUAUAAAUGAAUUGGAUGUGUUUAAAUUAUUAGAACCAUGAACAAAGUGGUGUGUGACAUGUUUGUGGUGAUUCUUGGUUGAUGCUUGAAUGAACUGUGCAUUGAACUGUGCUACAUUUCUCUCAAUGUGUGAGUGGCAUCUCACCUCAUUUGUUUGCUCUUACUUCCUCACCAGUGACCAUUUCCUUCCUCCUCCCUGUUGUCUGUGUGCGUUCUCUUUCCUGUUGGGGUCAUAGGUCACCAGGUGAGGUGUGUGUCCCAGUUUUCCUCCUCCUUCCUGCAGCUCAGACUAGAGCUUUGUGAGGGUAUGUCCCUGGAGAGAGAGGCUUUAAGACUUCCCACUAGGCUUCUUUUCAACUGACCAUGCUUUAAACCUAGGCCUAUUCAAAUCUGCUGAUAUAGCCGACAAUCUAAUCAAUAUAACCAAAAUGCUGGCGUGCUUGUGCGUGUGUGAUGGCUCUUUCUACUUGUUGGCACAAUUGAACUCCCUUCCAUGCUGCUGUAAUCAUGCUUCUUCACCAGUGUUUGGCUUAGUGCAAGCGCUGCAUAGAUCCAGGAAUCGGAAUUACACAAAGAUUGUCUGACAGUCAAAACAAUUGAUCACACAGACUGCUACAAAUUAUAGAAAACGUCAUAGUGCUAUGCAGUGACUGCUCUAUAAGAAUUUGUGUAUUAUGGGAAAUCGAAGUGGUCUAUGUGAGAUAUACUGUAUGUGACAAUAGAGUAUUCCACAUUAAACACACACACACACACCCUUAUUUCUUUCAGUUAAAUGUAGAUAUGAGUGUUGUAUUGGAUUGUCCACACAGGCACAGGCACUGCAGACUUUAUUAAGUGGAAAACUCUGUUGUCUGCCUCUGGUCAUACAGAUGAGAUGUCGGAGAGUCGCCAGACCCACGUGACCCUGCAUGACAUUGACCCCCAGGCGUUGGAACAGCUGGUUCAGUAUGCCUACACGGCAGAAAUCGUGGUGGGGGAGGGCAACGUGCAGGUAGGGAGAAAAGACUACUGCAUCUAAAAUAACACCCUAUUCCCUAUAGAGUGCAUUACUUGUGUGCAUUGCAUAGUACUCUGGUGAAAAGUAGUAUGUAGGGAAAGCCACCAUUUGUGACGCAGCCCUAAUGUACCAUCAUUAUUCUAAAUGUUAGUCUUGAACACUUUUUUGAAGCAUAUCAUUUUCUCUGACCACUGGUGUACCUAGCAAAGGGUUAACAUGAGAGUUACUCGGAAGUUUGUGGAAGGCACGAUGUAUUUGACUCUUGUUGUAAUAGCUUUGUCUACUUACCUCUGAAGUCAUUUGGAGCUAAGUAAUUGCCCUUCAAAACCUUUAAAGUAUUCCACAAUAAGAUACUGAUACUUACAUGACUUCGUAAAAGUAUUUAUGUUCCUAACCAUUUUAUAUACUGUCAAAUCCCAUCCUUUCCCAUCACACCAUAAACCUAUUGCCUCCGACCCUGUACUGUACCAUCCUAUACCAUUCCUCACAUUCCAUCCCAUAUCAUUCUGCCACAUUCUACAUCAUGUCCUAUAUCACUCCAUCCAAUUCGACUUCCAGACAUUGCUCCCAGCGGCCAGCCUGCUGCAGCUCAACGGGGUGAGGGAUGCCUGCUGUAAGUUCCUCCUCAGCCAGCUGGACCCUUCCAACUGCCUGGGCAUCCGCAGCUUUGCCGACACGCACUCCUGCAGCGACCUGCUCAAGUCUGCGCACAAGUACGUCCUGCAGCACUUUGUGGAGGUGUCCAAGACUGAGGAGUUCAUGCUGCUGCCGCUAAAGCAGGUAGGGGCCAGAAAGAGUACUGAAAUAGCAUGUUAUAUGCGUUUCCUCACAGAACGACUUGAUGUGGCAUUUAGUGGCAGCAUUGGGAUCUCCUUUAGCUAAUGAGUUGCAUUGGAAUUGUUGAAAGCUAUCAGGGCACUUUUGGUGCACUUUGACUUGCGUGCUGAUGUUGGGAGACUGCAAGCUGUAGACACACUAGGAAAAUAACACUGGUGAGUGCUGUUCACUUCUCUGGUAGUUUGUAUUUUAAAUGGUAAAUUGACAGACAAACAAGGUCAGAUGCACACUGAGAUAGGUUAGCUUAGCAUUAGUCUCCUCCCUCUCCGACUCUCCCUCUCUGACACUCUCUCUCACCCCUUUUCCGGCAAAAAGAGGAGCACAUCUGGUCGUGUUCUAACCUUUCCUCAACCCGCUCAAGGGCCUUCAAAGAGCAAGCAGCAAAGACAAGUGCGUAGUGCCUUUUCAACACUCACUAGACAAAGACAUCCUCAGCUCCUUGUCAAUCAGUGUCUCUUGUAGUUUUACUCAUCAUAGUUUUCUGUCACAUCAACUCAGCGUAGCAGUCACUUAUUCAUUGUCUGGACUUGUCCUAUGACAGCCCUGUUGAGGGUCAUACCCUCGAAAUGGUAAUUAGGCAGAGCACUGCCAAAGAUGGGCACGUUCCAGGCCGACUACAUUGCAGACAUUACUUGCUACCAAUCGUUGCUUGUCAUGUCAUCGACUGCACAGUCGGGCAUCUCAUUGCUAUAUCAUGUGAUGUGGUUAGCUAGUUAGGUGUUGUGAGAUCUGGCAUGCGUCUGCAAUGUAAUCAGCCUUGAACACAGCCAUGGUGUAUGUGUUGUUACAAGAUGCCAGGAGACCAUUAGAUUGAAUGGGACAGUUAGCAAACUAGCAUCAUGUGGAAAGAAGUGAACGCUCCAUUAAUCCUUUGGGCAGAUUUGAGGUGUUGGAGUCAAUAGUCUGUGUUAGGGUCUGAGUUGGUCUUAGAGGCAUACAGUGAGGGAAAAAAGUAUUUGAUCCCCUGCUGAUUUUGUACGUUUGCCCACUGACAAAGACAUGAUCAGUCUAUAAUUUUAAUGGUAGGUUUAUUUGAACAGUGAGAGACAGAAUAACAACAAAAAAAUCCAGAAAAACGCAUGUAAAAAAUGUUAUAAAUUGAUUUGCAUAUUAAUGAGGGAAAUAAGUAUUUGACCCCCUCUCAAUCAGAAAGAUUUCUGUCUCCCAGGUGUCUUUUAUACAGGUAACGAGCUGAGAUUAGGAGCACACUCUUAAAGGGAGUGCUCCUAAUCCCAGUUUGUUACCUGUAUAAAAGACACCUGUCCACAGAAGCAAUCAAUCAAUCAGAUUCCAAACUCUCCACCAUGGCCAAGACCAAAGAGCUCUCCAAGGAUGUCAGGGACAAGAUUGUAGACUUACACAAGGCUGGAAUGGGCUACAAGACCAUCGCCAAGCAGCUUGGUGAGAAGGUGACAACAGUUGGUGCGAUUAUUCGCAAAUGGAAGAAACACAAAAUAACUGUCAAUCUCCUUCGGCCUGGGGCUCCAUGCAAGAUCUCACCUCGUGGAGUUGCAAUGAUCAUGAGAACGGUGAGGAAUCAGCCCAGAACUACACGGGAGGAUCUUGUCAAUGAUCUCAAGGCAGCUGGGACCAUAGUCACCAAGAAAACAAUUGAUAACACACUACACCGUGAAGGACUGAAAUCCUGCAGCGCCCGCAAGGUCCCCCUGCUCAAGAAAGCACAUAUACAGGCCCGUCUGAAGUUUGCCAAUGAACAUCUGAAUGAUUCAGAGGAGAACUGGGUGAAAGUGUUGUGGUCAGAUGAGACCAAAAUCGAGCUCUUUGGCAUCAACCAACUCGCCGUGUUUGGAGGAGGAGGAAUGCUGCCUAUGACCCCAAGAACACCAUCCCCACCGUCAAACAUGGAGGUGGAAACAUUAUGCUUUGGGGGUGUUUUUCUGCUAAGGGGACAGGACAACUUCACCGCAUCAAAGGGACGAUGGACGGGGCCAUGUACCGUCAAAUCUUGGGUGAGAACCUCCUUCCCUCAGCCAGGGCAUUGAAAAUGGGUAGUGGAUGGGUAUUCCAGCAUGACAAUGACCCAAAACACACGGCCAAGGCAACAAAGGAGUGGCUCAAGAAGAAGCACAUUAAGGUCCUGGAGUGGCCUAGCCAGUCUCCAGACCUUAAUCCCAUAGAAAAUCUGUGGAGGGAGCUGAAGAUUCGAGUUGCCAAACGUCAGCCUCAAAACCUUAAUGACUUGGAGAAGAUCUGUAAAGAGGAGUGGGACAAAAUCCAUCCUGAGAUGUGUGCAAACCUGGUGGCCAACUACAAGAAACAUCUGACCGCUGUGAUUGCCAAGUCAUGUUUUGCAGAGGGGUCAAAUACUUAUUUCCCUCAUUAAAAUGCAAAUCAAUUUAUAACAUUUUUGACAUACAUUUUUCUGGAUUUUGUUGUUGUUAUUCUGUCUCUCACUGUUCAAAUAAACCUACCAUUAAAAUUAUAGACUGAUCAUGUCUUUGUCAGUGGGCAAACGUACAAAAUCAGCAGGGGAUCAAAUACUUUUUUCCCCUCACUGUACCUAGGUGUGUUAUUAGUGAAAAUAAGUUUAAAGAGAUUGGGUCGGAGACAUGACAGGUUAGGCCAGGGAUUAUCAACUAGAUUCAGCCGCGGGCCGAUUUUUAAAUGUAUUUAUUUUUUAAUUGAAUAGAUGAUCAGGGGGCCGGAACAUAAUUAUAAAUAAUUUGUAGACUGCAAAUUGACCGCAAGAAGCUUUAACAGAUACUGUAUAACAUUUGACUAAAACAUGAUAUUUUCAAACCUUGUUUACAUUUGUAUACGAUCACAUACAGUGAGCUCCAAAGGUAUUGGGACAGUGGCACAUUUAUUGUUGUUUUGGCUUUGUAAUCAAGCACUUUGGAUUUGAAAUGAUACAAUGACUAUGAGGUUAAAGUGCAGACUGUCAGCUUUAAUUUGAGGGUAUUUUCAUCCAUAUCUCCCCCAAAAUUCUAACAGCUGUUAGGCGGGGGCUAUAAAAUGUUUUUCUUCCUGACCAGAACACUACAGGGGUGGAUCCCCUCCAUGAGUGUAAACACAGCAUUUUCAUUUGAAAAGGUGUCUGAGUCAACUGUGCUAAAGAAGCUGAAAGAACUUGACCAUUCCAAAGCAACUGGCCUUGACAACAUUCCUGCUAGAUUUCUAAGGGAUGCUGCGGUAAUUAUCACCCCCUGUGUAACUCACAUUGUAAAUCUGUCUAUUGAACUAGGGUGUUUUCCCAGUGAACUAAAACUUGCAAGGGUAAUUCCUUUAUAUAAAAAGGGAAUAAGUUAGAUCAUGGAAACUAUCGGCCUGUCUCAAUCCUGUGUGUUUUAUCGAAGGUCAUGGAAAAUAUUAUGUUUGAGCAGAUUGACAGUUAUAUUUCCUUACAUAACCUAUUCUAUGAGCUCCAAUCUGGCUUUAGGAAAUCCCAUUCCACCGACACUUGCCUACUAUAUCUAACUGACCACAUAAGGAAGGAAGUAGACAGAGGGACAUUUUGUGGUAUGGUUAUGUUAGAUCUCCAAAAGGCGUUUGAUACAGUGGAUCAUGAGAUUUUGUUAAUCAAGCUAAGAGCCAUGGGCUUUAACAACUUAGCAGUAAAAUGGGUUAGCUCUUACCUGCAAGGAAGAAAACAAAUGGUGGAUGUGGAUGGGACCCUGUCUAAAUCCAAAAUCUUGAACUGCGGGGUACCCCAAGGGAGUGUGCUGGGUCCACUUUCCUUUCUAUUGUAGAUAAAUGAUCUGAAAUCUGCCUGUACAUGUGACCUUUUCCUAUAUGCAGAUGAUUCUGCGCUGCUGGUGUCCCACAAAGACAAAAAGGUGGUUGAGAAAGCCCUCAGUGCUGAACUUCUGAAUGUCAGUAAAUGGCAACAUGACAGUAAGCUGUCACUUCACCUUGGAAAAACAGAAUCCAUCUUGUUCUGGUCCAAACUGAAACUGAGGAAAUCCCCAGAUUUUAAGGUGGUAGUAGGUGACAUAGUAGACGCAGCAAAAUACUCUGUUAAGUAUCUUGGAUGUGUGCUAGAUAACCAUCUGACAGGGGAGAGCAUGGCACAAAACUUUAUCUCCAAAGUGAACCAUAAAAUUAGGUUUCUGGCAAGAACCUCCAAAUAUCUGGAUAAGAAUGCAAUAGGGGGAUUGGCAGGGGUUCUUGUUCAGUGCCACUUUGACUAUGUGUGCUCUUCCUGGUACAACAGUGCUCCCAAGAUAAUACAAAAUAAAUUGCAGACAUCGCAGAACAAAUUAGUCAGGAUUAUUCUUAAACCUCCAGCACUUACGCAUCUUGACUAUUCCCACUUUGAAAGCCUUAGAUGGCUCAAAGUGGAGGAGAGAGUCUCUCAGAUUAAAUAGUAUUGUACAUAAGAUUGUCCACAGUAUGGUCCCCAGGUACCUAUGUAACUACUUUAACUUAGGAAGGGAUAACCAUAACUAUUCCACUAGAAGGAGUGAAACUGACGUUGUACCUUUUUAGAUUUAAAAGUGGUAUGGGGAAAUAAACUUUUUUAUACUCCGCUGCCAUUCUUUGGAAUAGUCUUUCGAAGAAUUUGAAACGUAUAACCUCCACAGGUGGUUUCAAGUUCCCACUGAAAAAAUUGCUAAAUAGUAGCAUGUCUCAAAAUUGAGUCGUAAGAUUAUAGUACGUGGCUGAGAAGGAAAUGCCCCGGAUAGCAUAUGGUCUGCCUUUUGGUGCCUUGUUUAUCAUAUUGUGAUUGUCUUGUAUAUAUUAGGUAUUGAUUGUUUUAUAUAUUAAGGGUAUGUGAGACAAGGGAUAUGUACCUGUCCAAAGUUGUUUAUUAGGAAAGGGAAUUGUACUAAUUAUCUCAUGUUAUAAAACAAACAACAAUUUUGUCUGUCAUUGUCUGUUGCCAUUACAAUUGGCACCUAAUCUUGUUGCAUUCCCCCUCCCCCCUUCAAAAGGACCACAAUGGAAAUAAGCUGUUAAGCUUUAUUGUGUUAUCCUUGAUGAUUGUCUUAGAUUGUAUCUGGAGGCUUCACUGGCUGGAGCGCCCUUAUGUAAAGUACCAGUCAAAAGUUUGGACACACCUACUCAUUCCCAGGUUUUUCUUUAUUUUUACUAUUUUCUACAUUUUAGAAUAAUAGUGAAGACAUCAAAACUAUGAAAUAACACAUAUGGAAUCAUGUAGUAACCAAAAAAGUGUUAAACAAAUCAAAAUAUAUUUUAUACAGUGGGGGAAAAAAGUAUUUAGUCAGCCACCAAUUGUGCAAGUUCUCCCACUUAAAAAGAUGAGAGAGGCCUAUAAUUUUCAUCAUAGGUACACAUAAACUAUGACAGACAAAAUGAGAAAAAUAAAUCCAGAAAAUCACAUUGUAGGAUUUUUAAUGAAUUUAUUUGCAAAUUAUGGUGGAAAAUAAGUAUUUGGUCAAUAACACAAGUUUCUCAAUACUUUGUUAUAUACCCUUUGUUGGCAAUGACACAGGUCAAACGUUUUCUGUAAGUCUUCACAAGGUUUUCACACACUGUUGCUGGUAUUUUGGCCCAUUCCUCCAUGCAGAUCUCCUCUAGAGCAGUGAUGUUUUGGGGCUGUCACUGGGCAACACGGACUUUCAACUCCCUCCAAAGAUUUUCUAUGGGGUUGAGAUCUGGAGACUGGCUAGGCCACUCCAGGACCUUGAAAUGCUUCUUACGAAGCCACUCCUUCGUUGCCCGGGCGGUGUGUUUGGGAUCACUGUCAUGCUGAAAGACCCAGCCACGUUUCAUCUUCAAUGCCCUUGCUAAUGGAAGGAGGUUUUCACUCAAAAUCUCACGAUACAUGGCCCCAUUCAUUCUUUCCUUUACACGGAUCAGUCGUCCUGGUCCCUUUGCAGAAAAACAGCCCCAAAGCAUGAUGUUUCCACCCCCAUGCUUCACAGUAGGUAUGGUGUUCUUUAGAUGCAACUCAGCAUUCUUUGUCCUCCAAACACGACGAGUUAAGUUUUUACCAGAAAGUUCUAUUUUGGUUUCAUCUGACCAUAUGACAUUCUCCCAAUCCUCUUCUGGAUCAUCCAAAUGCACUCUAGCAAACUUCAGACGGGCCUGGACAUGUACUGGCUUAAGCAGGGGGACACGUCUGCACUGCAGGAUUUGAGUCCCUGGCGGCGUAGUGUGUUACUGAUGGUAGGCUUUGUUACUUUGGUCCCAGCUCUCUGCAGGUCAUUCACUAGGUCCCCCUGUGUGGUUCUGGGAUUUUUGCUCACCGUUCUUGUGAUCAUUUUGACCCCACGGGGUGAGAUCUUGCGUGGAGCCCCAGAUCGAGGGAGAUUAUCAGUGGUCUUGUAUGUCCUCCAUUUCCUAAUAAUUGCUCCCACAGUUGAUUUCUUCAAACCAAGCUGCUUACCUAUUGCAGAUUCAGUCUUCCCAGCCUGGUGCAGGUCUACAAUUUUGUUUCUGGUGUCCUUUGACAGCUCUUUGGUCUUGGCCAUAGUGGAGUUUGGAGUGUGACUGUUUGAGGUUGUGGACAGGUGUCUUUUAUACUGAUAACAAGUUCAAACAGGUGCCAUUAAUACAGGUAACGAGUGGAGGACAGAGGAGCCUCUUAAAGAAGAAGUUACAGGUCUGUGAGAGCCAGAAAUCUUGCUUGUUUGUAGGUGACCAAAUACUUAUUUUCCACCAUAAUUUGCAAAUAAAUUCAUUAAAAAUCCUACAAUGUGAUUUUCUGGAUUUUUUUCCCUCAAUUUGUCUGUCAUAGUUGACGUGUACCUAUGAUGAAAAUUACAGGCCUCUCUCAUCUUUUUAAGUGGGAGAACUUGCACAAUUGGUGGCUGACUAAAUACUUUUUUUCCCCACUGUAUUUGAGAUUCUUCAAAUAGCCACCCUUUGCCUUGAUGACAGCUUUUCACACACUUGGCAUUCUCUCAACCAGCUUCACCUGGAAUGCUUGUCCAACAGUCUUGAAGGAGUUCCCACAUAUGCUGAGCACUUGUUGGCUGCUUUUCCUUCACUCUGCGGUCCAACUCAUCCCAAACCAUUUCAAUUGGUUGAGGUUGGGUGAUUGUGGAGGCCAGGUCAUCUAAUGCAGCACUCCAUCACUCUCCUUCUUGGUCAAAUAGCCCUUACACAGCCUGGAGGUGUGUUGGGUCAUUGUCCUGUUGAAAAAUAAAUUAUAGUCCCAUUAAACGCAAAACCAGAUGGGAUGGCGUAUCGCUGCAGAAUGCUGUGGUAGCCAUGCUAGUUAAGUGUGCCUUGAAUUCUAAAUAAAUCACUGACAGUGUCACCAGCAAAGCACCCCCACACCAUCACACCUCCUCCUCCAUGCUUCACGGUGGGAACCACACAUGCAGAGAUCAUCCGUUCAUCUACUCUGCGUCUCACAAAGACACGGCAGUUGGAACCAAAAAUCUCAAAUUUGGACUCAUCAGACCAAAGGACAGAGUUCCACCAGUCUAAUGUCCACUGCUUGUGUUUCUUGGCCCAAGCAAGUCUGUUCUUAUUAUUGGUGUCCUUUAAAUAGUGGAUUCUUUGCAGCAAUUUGACCAUGAAGGCCUGAUUCAUGCAGUCUCCUCUGAACAGUUGAUGUUGAGAUGUGUCUGUUACUUGAACUCUGUGAAGCAUUUGGGCUGCGAUUUCUGAGACUGGUAACUCUAAUGAACGUAUCCUCUACAGUAGAGGUAACUCUGGGUCUUCCUUUCCUGUGGCGGUCCUCAUGAGAGCCAGUUUCAUCAUAGCGCUUGAUGGUUUUUACGACUGCACUUGAAGAAACUUUCAAAGUUCUUGAAAUGUUCCAUAUUGACUGACCUUCAUGUCUUAAAGUAAUGAUGGACUGUCGUUUCUCAUUGCUUAUUUGAGCUGUUCUAAUAUGGACUUGGUCUUUUACCAAAUAGGGCUAUCUUCUGUAUACCACCCCUACCUUGUCACAACACAACUGAUUGGCUCAAACGCAUUAAGAAGGAAAGAAAUUCCACAAAUUAACUUUUAACAAGGCACACCUGUUAAUUGAAAUGCAUUCCAGGUGACUACCUCAUGAAGCUGGUUGAGAGAAUGCGAAGCGUGUGCAAAGCUGUCAUCAAGGCAAAGGGUGGCUACUUUGAAGAAUCUCAAAUAUAAAAUAUAUUUUGAUUUGUUUAACACUUUUUUGGUUACUGCAUGAUUCCAUAUGUGUUAUUUCAUAGUUUUGAUGUCUUCACUAUUAUUCUACAAUGUAGGAAAUAGUAAAAAUGAAGAAAAACCCUGGAAUGAGUAGGUGUGUCCAAACCUUUGACUAGUACUGUAUGUAUUUUGAAAAUGGUCAAAUAAAUUGUCAAUUCAAUCAAUCAAUAUCUCUCCCAGACUGUCAAGUCUCAGACCCGCGCCAUAAUGAAAUGUAUUGGGCACAGUCCAUUAACCAAGAGUAAAAUGGCUAGGUGACGUCUGAAACAGAGCUGCGGGCAGCCAGCUAUGGUGCUGCUCUCCCUUUUCUUUCCCUUUGAUUUCUCCUCUCUCUAUCUCUUUAUUUUUGUUGCCUCUCUCUCUUGUCUUUCUCUUCUGCCCGUCACAGCUCUGUAGCAGGGUAGGAUUUAUUAACCAACUGCUCUGAGCAUCUUUGAGCUCACAGAGCUGUGAAACUUGUGAUUUCCUCCUUUUAGACGAGGGGACUGGGAACUGGAGUUUUGACUGGACCUCAUGGUCAUAUUCUACUACACAGUGUCAUCAUGGCUGAUGUACACAGACAUUUGUUAUAUAGAUACUGUCUCUUGCUAGCUCUCUCACACACUUGUGACAGGUACACUUUACAUGUCAGACAGAUGCACACACACACGCACUGUGUCUGUAUAUGCUGCAGUAGCCUAUGUGUUAUGUUGAGGGGGAUACAGGGCAGGGUAAUAAUAGUACUAGAGGAGCAGAGGCUGUUCAUUUUGUGCUAUGCUGUACUGUGUUGUGCUUGACUGGACUGUGCUGUGCUGUGUAUCUUUGUAGUUCCUGUGGAUUAGCUGAUGCUCUUCCUCUGAGGCUGCUGCUAUUCCACUGAUCUCAGCAGCAGCUGGCCACUACGGCCCAGCCCAACCCCACUCUGGGAACAGUGCUAGCCUCUCUGCAGCAUGCGCACACACACCCACUUAAGCGUACACCACACUGACCUUUUUCAAGUCCUUCCAAAAUUAACAUGCCAAGGUGAAUGAGUUAAUGUUUUCUUUUUGUGUCGUGCCAACUGUUGUGGCCCAUCCCACGUGAUGAGUGUCUCUCUCUCUCUCUCUCCUCUCCUCUCUCUCUCUCCUCUCCUCUCUCUCUCCUCUCUCUCUCUCUCUCUCUCUCUCCUCUCUCUCUCCUCUCUCUCUCUCUCUCUCUCUCUCCUCUCCUCUCUCUCCUCUCUCUCUCUCUCUCUCUCUCUCUCUCUCUCUCUCCUCUCCUCUCUCUCCCUCUCCUCUCCUCCCCCAUCUCCCCUCUCCCCCUCUUUCUGUUAAGGUAUUGGAUCUGAUCUCCAGUGACAACCUGAACGUACCGUCAGAAGAGGAGGUAUACCGGGCCGUGCUGAGCUGGGUCAAACACGACAUAGAUGGGCGCAGGCAGCACGUUCCCUGGGUAAGAUUAGACGUGCACCUGUGUGGCUAAGUUGGUGGAGCAUGGCACUUACAACAUCAGGAUUGUGGGUUUCAUUCCUGCUGAGGCCACCCAUACGAGGAUGUAUACACGCAGUAGUGUAAGUCGCUUUGGAUAAAAGCGUCUGCCCCCUCUCCCCUCCCCCUUCCCCUCCCCACUCUAGCUGAUGAAGUGCGUGCGUCUGCCCCUGCUGCGGAGGGAUUUCCUUAUGAGCAAUGUGGACACGGAGCUGCUGGUGCGCCACCACUCUGAGUGCAAGGACCUGCUCAUCGAGGCCCUCAAGUACCAUCUUAUGCCCGAGCAGAGGGGUGUGCUGAGUAACAGCCGCACCCGGCCGCGCCGCUGCGAGGGCGCCAGCCCCGUGCUCUUUGCCGUCGGUCAGUGUGCCCCCGAGGUUACCCACCAGGGUACAUACACACACAGAGACACACACACACAUACACAUAAAGUGCUAUGAAAAAGUAUUUGCCCCCUUUCUAACUUUCUCUACUUUUGCAUAUUUGUGAUACUGAAUGUUAUCAGAUCUUCAACCAAAACCUAAUAUUAGAUAAAGGGAACAUAAGUGAACAAAUAACACAACAAUUACAUAUUUAUUUCAUAAACAAAGUUAUGCAACACCCAAUUCCCCUGUGUGAAAAAGUAAUUGCCCCCUUACACUCAAUAACUGGUUGUGCCAGCUUUAGCUGCAAUGACUCCAACCAAAUGCUUCCUGUAGUUGUUGAUCAGUCUCUCACGUCGCUGUGGAGGAAUUUUGGCCCACUCUUCCAUGCAGAACUGCUUUAACUCAGUGACGUGUGGGUUUUCAAGCAUGAACUGCUCGUUUCAAGUCCUGCCACAACAUCUCAAUUGGGAUCAGGUCUGGACUUUGACUAGGCCAUUCCAAAACUUCAAAUUUGUUGCUUUUUAGCAAUUUUCAUGUAGACUUGAUUGUGUGUUUUGGAUCAUUGUCUUGCUGCAUGACCCAGCUGCGCUCCAGCUUCAGCUCACAGACGGAUGGUCUGACAUUCUCCUGUAGAAUUCUCUGAUACAGAGCAGAAUUCAUGGUUCCUUCUAUUAAGGCAAGUUGUCCAGGUCCUGAGGCAGCAAAGCAUCCCCAAACCAUCACACCACCACCCCCACCAUGCUUGACCUUUGGUAUGAUGUUCUUACUGUGGAAUGCAGAGUUUGGUUUUCGCCAGGCAUUACUGGAACCAUGUAGUCCAAAAAAUUAUACUUUUGAAUCAUCUGUCCAUAGAACGUUCUUCCAAGAGUCUUGAUGAUCAUCCAGGUGCUUUUUGGCAAACUUGAGUCAACCUUUUGGACGAGAUGGGUCCCAUUAUGCCUGGCGAAAACAAAACACUGGACGACUUGCCUUAAUAGAAGGAACCAUGAAUUCUGCUCUGUAUCAGAGAAUUCUACAGGAGAAUGUCAGACCAUCCGUCUGUGAGCUGAAGCUGAAGUGCAGCUGGGUCAUGCAGCAAGACAAUAAUCCAAAACACACAAUCAAGUCUACAUGAAAAUUGCUAAAAAGCAACAAAUUGGAAGUUUUGGAAUGGCCUAGUCAAAGUCCAGACCUAAUCCCAAUUGAGAUGUUGUGGCAGGACUUGAAACGAGCAGUUCAUGCUUGAAAACCCACACGUCACUGAGUUAAAGCAGUUCUGCAUGGAAGAGUGGGCCAAAAUUCCUCCACAGCGACGUGAGAGACUGAUCAACAACUACAGGAAGCAUUUGGUUGGAGUCAUUGCAGCUAAAGCUGGCACAACCAGUUAUUGAGUGUAAGGGGGCAAUUACUUUUUCACACAGGGGAAUUGGGUGUUGCAUAACUUUGUUUAUGAAAUAAAUAUGUAAUUGUUGUGUUAUUUGUUCACUUAUGUUCCCUUUAUCUAAUAUUAGGUUUUGGUUGAAGAUCUGAUAACAUUCAGUAUCACAAAUAUGCAAAAGUAGAGACAAUUAGAAAGGGGGCAAAUACUUUUUCAUAGCACUAUUCAUACAUACAUACAUACAUACAUACAUACAUACAUACAUACAUACAUACAUACAUACAUACAUACAUACAUACAUACAUACAGUGCCUUCAGAAAAUAUUCAUACCCCUUGACUUAUUCCAAAUUUAUUGAAAAUGAAUUACAGAAAUAUCACAUUUACAUAAAUAUUCACACCCCUGAGUCAAUACAUGUUAGAAUCGCCUUUGGCAGAGAUGACAGCUGUGAGUCUUUCUGGAUAAGUCUCUAAGAGCUUUGCACACCUGGAUUGUACAAUAUUUGCACAUUAUUAUUUUUAAAUUCUUCAAGGUCUGUCAAGUUGGUUGUUGAACAUUGCUAGACAGCCAUUUAAGUCUUGCCAUAGAUUUUCAAACAGAUUUAAGUCAAAACUGUAACUAGGCCACUCAGGAACAUUCAAUGUCAUCUUGGUAAGCAAUUCCAGUGUAUAUCUGGGCCUUGUGUUUUAGGUUAUUGUCCUGCUGAAAGGUGAAUUUGUCUCAAGGAUUUAGCCUUUGCUUAGCUUUAUUAGUGUUAUUUUUAUUUUUAAAAAUUCACUAGUGAUGAUAAGCAUACCCAUAACAUGAUGCAGCCACCACCAUGCUUGAAAAUAUGAAUAGUGGUACUCGGUGAUAUGUUGUGUUGGAUUUGCCCCAAACGUAACAUAACGCUUUGUAUUCAGGACAUGAAGUUAAUUUCUUUUCCACAUUUUUUGCAGUUUUACUUUAGUGCCUUAUUGCAAACAGGAUGCAUGUUUUGGAAUAUUUGUAUUAUGUACAGGCUUAUUCUACAAUGUAGAAAAUAGUAAAAAAUAAAGAAAAACCCAGGAAUGAGUAGGUGUGAACAAACUUUUGACUGGUACUGUAUAUACAUACAUGCAUGCAUACAUGCAUACAUACAUACAUACUGUAAUGUGUUUAUAAUACAAACCCAACAAAUACACAUUCUUAAAUUACUGAAACUGUAGACCGCCAUUAGGAAAAUAGGGAUCCUGAAUUUGGCCCAUGGUUAAAAGCUAACUUGUUCACAGAUACAUAAAACAUUACAUUUUCAAACAUUACAUUUGAAGUAGAUUGGAUGCAGCAAUUAUUCAAAAGAAGAUUGGUGCUUACCAUGUCUAGAAAUAUUUGUGUAUUUUUUAGGGCAUUGCACCUGUAAAAAGUAAAAUGUUGCCAACUGUGUUUUAAUACCCAUAUAUCUAUAGAUACACUACAUGACCAAAAGUAUGUGGACACCUGCUCGUUAAACAUCUCAUUCCAAAAGCAUGAGCAUUAAAAUGGAGUUGGUCCCCCCUUUACUGCUAUAACAGCCUCCUUCCAUUCAGCCACAAUAGCAUUUGUGAGGUCGGGCACUGAUGUUGGGCAAUUAGGCCUGGCUCGCAGUUGGCGUUCCAAUUCAUCCCAAAGGUGUUCGAUGGGGUUGAGGUUAGGGUCAGUGCAGGCCAGUCAAGUUCUUCCACACCGAUCUUGAUAAACCAUUUCUGAAUGGACCUCGCUUUGUGCACUGGGGCAUUGUCAUGCAGAAACAGGAAAGGGCCUUCCCCAUGGAAAACCAUCCCCAGACCAUUAUUCCUCCUCCACCAAACUUUACAGUUGGCACUAUGCAUUGGGGCAGGAAGUGUUCUCCUGGCUUCCGCCAAACCCAGAUUCGUCCGUCGGAAUGCCGGAUGGUGACGCGUGAUUUAUCACUCCAGAGAACACGUUUCCACUGCUCCAGAGUCCAAUGGCGGCGAGCUUUACACCACUCCAGCCGACGCUUGGCAUUGCGCAUGGUGAUCUUAGGCUUGUGUGCGGCUGCUCUGCCAUGGAAACCCAUUUCAUGAAGCUCCUGACGAACAGUUCUUGUGCUGACGUUGCUUCCAGAGGCAGUUUGGAACUCGGUAGUGAGUGUUGCAACCGAGGACAGACAAUGUUUACACGCUACACGCUUCAGCACUCGGCGGUCCCGUUCUGUGAGCUUGUGUGGCCUACCACUUCGCGGCUUCUGUACGUUGUUGCUUCUAGACGUUUCCAAUUCACAAUAACAGCACUUACAGUUGACCUGGGCAGCUCUAGCAGGGCAAAAGUUUGACGAACUGACUUGUUGGAAGGUGGCAUCCUAUGACGGUGCCACGUUAAAAGUCACUGAGCUCUUCAGUAAGGCCAUUCUACUACCAAUGUUUGUCUAUGGAGAUUGCAUCACUGUUUGCUCGAUUUUAUACACCUGUCCACAAUGGGUGCGGCUGAAAUAGCCAAAUCCACUAAAUUGAAGGGGUGACCACAUACUUUUGUAUAUAUAGUGUAUUUGAAUGACCGCUUCAGAUAUUUAGAUGACGUUGUUGUUGUCUGUGUGUUUUGCCCAGGUGGCGGCAGUCUGUUUGCUAUCCACGGCGACUGCGAGGCCUACGACACCCGGACUGACCGCUGGCACAUGGUGGCAUCCAUGUCCACUCGGCGGGCACGGGUGGGCGUGGCGGCCAUUGGCAACAAGCUGUACGCGGUGGGAGGGUAAUAAAUGACCUCAUCAGACCAUCCUUUGACCUCCAGAUGGUCUGGAUUUGGGUAUUCUCGAAGCCAUAACCAAUGUCCUCAACACUGGAAGAUUACACUAGUGUUAAUUAUGCUAGCUAGCGCAGUUUAAGUUUAUGGUAACAGUUUACUUGACACCCAGUGUCGUAACACGUUAUGACACGGUCAUAACCAUGUCAUAGCAGCUGACAUAACUUUUCAUAACCUGUCAUAUGGUCAUAACACUGUCAUGACCCAUAUAUUUCCACCUAUUGUGACAUAUAUCGUGUUAUUUUAUGGCUGAUUAUGACACCUACAUAAGUGUCAACAUUUAUUCAAAUUAGUUUUUUCCUGCCAAGAAGUUUGUUUUCGGUUUGAAAGUUUCUCUUAAAUCCUUUGUUUUUGUUGUAUUGAAUUAUUUACAGUCAUGUUUUUUUCAUCAUAUUUUAAAUAUCUUGUAGAAAAUACACUUUAUGACACUGUCAUGAAGCUUUAUGACCAUCCUGUGUCACUUUACUUGGACUAAGAAAAUACACUUUAUGACACUGUCAAGAAGCGUUAUGACCAUCAUAAUCAUAUAAGGAAGAUAGGCCUAUCACAUACAUGCCCUUAUGUCAGUCAUCAGUCAAAAAGAAGGUGUCUCGUCCUUCUCCUGAAAUCUGCUCCUGCAUUCAUCCCAGUUAUCAGCAACAGAGCAUUGGGGUAGGUGAUUGUCUGACAUCAAUGUGUGUGCAAUCACAAUGAUAAUUUAACAUGGUCAAUUUACAUUUUUUUUUAUAUAACAUACAGUAGCCUAUGUUUAAACAGUAUGUUUAUGGUGUGAUAGAAUGUUUUGCCUUGUGUGGUAGGUUUUGUGGGUUUUGACACUUAUGUAGGUUUCAUAAAAGGCCAUAAAAUAACGCAAUAUAUGUCACAACAGGUCUAAAUAUGUGUCAUGGCAGUGUUAUGACCAUAUUAUAACAGAUUAUGUUAGCUGUUAUGACAUGGUUAUGACCGUGUCAUAAUGUGUUAUGACGCUGGGUGUCAAGUAAAGUGUUACCAAGUUUACAAUAUGUCUGAAAGAGAAACUAGGAUAUGGUGAGAUACAGUAUCUUGUAAUCCAAUUUCUCAUUCAAGAAAACAUGUUGGAUUAUUGGCAUUUGUAUAAUAAGAUAAACAGUUAACUGUGGUAGGAGGAAACUGUUGGUAGACUAACAUUAGCAGUCCCCUCAAGUGUAAUUAUGCAAAUUCUGACUUUUGAAGCCAAGGCACGUCUUCUCUACCCGAGAGGGAAACAAAACAGAUACGUUUGUCUUUGUAAAUCAAGAGAAAGAUAGAACAAAGUAGCAUCUGAUGCACUACUAUCACUGUCUGGAAUGUCAAAGUUUUAUCCAGGUGCUACUGAUGGAAAUGAGGUAGAUGACAUACCCUGUCAAAUAGAUAAACAGAUGAUUAAUUUAUUUUAUUUAAAGAACGUUUCUUGUAUUUAACUGUUAACAAAGUACAGUUGUGAAGACUUGCUUAACAAAGAAAGCCUCCUUUUGAGAUGAGAUUAAAGUAAGAAACCUGAAGAGGAACUAGGGCCCUUAUUCACAAAGGGUCUCAGACUAGGAGUGCUGAUCUAGGAGCAGGUCUCCCCCGUCUUAUUCAAUAUGACGAAAAAGAAAAACUGAUCCUAGAUCAGCACUCCUAUUCUGAGACCCUUUGUGAAUAUGUGCCCAGACCCUAGCGGCAGGGUGGUUGGCCUAGAUCAGGGACUAAAAUUUAAAAUGUAAACUCAUCAUGGGUCUGCGUAUCCCCCCCCCCUUCGUGAUAGCGAAGAGAAAGUUAUUUAGCAAUUUUAUAACAAAUUUCAUGCAAUUCUACUCAAUUUGCCAUGGGUCGGAGAGAAAAAUCUGCAGUUUUACAGCUAAUUUCCUGCAAUUCUACACAUUUUGCAUAGGGUGGAGGCAAAUGUCAGCCAUUUUUAAUAUGAUAACUGAUGAUCAAUGGGCCCCACCCUGGUUGGUAAUUUGACCAUGCUUACUACAAGUUUAGAUCGGUAGACUAACAAAAUCAUGUUUUUUGCUGACAUGGGCUAAUUGAGUGACGCUGAUGCACAGCCAAAUUUCGAAAUUGCACCUUGUGUAGUCUAUUAUUCUAACUCUCAACAGUAAGUUGAGACCCCAACUGAUCCGCCGGCCGCCAGUUGCCCAUCCCUGGCCUAGAUACACUUCUCUCUCUGAUAUACUCUGUCUCCCUCAGGUAUGACGGCACCUCUGAUUUGGCCACCGUGGAGUCCUACGACCCUGUCACCAACUCCUGGCAACCUGAGGUUUCCAUGGGGACACGGCGGAGCUGUCUGGGCGUGGCAGUGUUGCACGGCCUCCUGUACGCCGCCGGUGGUUACGACGGAGCUUCCUGUCUCAACAGGUACAUAAAGAAAUAUAUAGAUAAUAAUAAUUAUAAGCCUUGUGUCCAAAAUGGCACCCUGCAUGCUGCACUACUUUUGACUAUAGUCCAUAGGGCUUUGUCACAACAGAUUUUGACUGUCACGGAUGCAAAUACUAAGAUGACAUGACGUUUGUACUCCAUAAAUGUAUAUAAUGAAUGCCCCCCUCCACCCCAACAGUGCAGAGCGGUACGACCCUCUCACCAGUACCUGGACCUCCAUCUCUGCCAUGAGCACAAGAAGGAGAUACGUCCGUGUGGCUACUCUAGGUGAGCAAGUGUUGUCCACCUCUUGUGUGAUGAUGUCACCUAUUGAGAAAGGAUAUACUUACUGUAUGUUAGCCUAGAGCAAGGAUGGGCAACUGGUGGGCCACCCCCUUUAGUAGGCCCGCUGAUAUUUUUGGGGGGGAACUCAGUUGGGGUCUCAAUUUACUGUUAUAGAAUAAUGGAUUAUACAUGGUGCAAUUUCAAAUUUUGGUUGUGCAUCAGCAGUUCUUCUCUUGUUAUGUCAGUAACUGACAGUCAUUCAAUUAGCCAAUUCCGGCUAACAUUUUUGCUAGCUAUCUAAACUUUCUGCUAAACUUGUAGUAAUCAUGGUCGAAUUACCUACCAGGGCCCCCCAUUGAUCAAAAGAUAUCAUAUUAAAAACAUUUGUCUCCGGCAAAAUGAGUAGAAUUGCAGGAAAUUAACUCUAAAACGUAUCUUUGCUGUCAAGGGGACUGCUAAAAUGUUUUGCUCACAAGGUGGGGAGGGCCCCAACUAAAUUUUGCUUAGGGGCCCCAAAAGGCUAGGGCCGGCUCUGACUGCAUACUUGGGUGUGGAUGCCGGUACACAGAUCCAUGAGCCACUGCGGCCCCUCAUGAUGAGUUCCAAUUUUUUGUGGCCCCCACCCCCAUCAAAUUUGCCCAUCCCUGGCCUACUACCCGCUUCCUAGUAAAUAUGGGCCUCAUCAAACAUUUUUUAUUUUUGCGAGCUGAAAUGUAGCGUUUUGAGCUUAUUGUCACGGCACUCACUCUCUCUUUCUUUUGCUCUCUCUUUUCCUCUCUCUCUCUCUCUCUCUCUCUCUCUCUCUCUCUCUCUCUCUCUCUCUCUCUCUCUCUCUCUCUCUCUCUCUCUCUCUCUCUCUCUAGAUGGCAGUCUGUAUGCAGUAGGAGGAUAUGACAGCUCCUCACACCUAGCAACAGUGGAGAAAUAUGAACCACAGGUAAUAAACAAACAAACGGACAGAUCUCUACAAUAUGCACAUUAAGACAUAGGGCCAGUUUCCUGGACCCAGAUUAAGCCUAUAGAAGAAUCUCAACUGAGCAUGAUUUUCAGUAGCCUGGUGGAACGAACUUGAUUGCUGCGUUCACCAUUCUGUUAAAUAGAAUGGUGAACGUAGUGAUCAGGCUGGUUCAACCAGGCUAUAUUUAAUGUCCAUGAGUAGGCUUAAUCUGGUUAAAACCGGACCAUAAAGCUGAACUUCUGCCCAGAUCAAAAAGUAGAAGCUAAGUUUUGAGUUCAACCUCAACAAUCACUGAUAAGUUGCUCAAAACUGAUCAUGUGACUCCCAACAACCCUCUAUGAUUGGUCGGAACAGAGUAACGCGUGGACGGCCAUCGCCAACAUGCUGAGUCGGCGCAGCAGUGCCGGGGUGGCCGUGCUGGAGGGCAUGCUCUACGUCGCCGGGGGCAACGACGGCACCAGCUGCCUAAACUCGGUGGAGCGAUUCAAUCCCAAGACCAACGCCUGGGAGGGUGUGGCGCCCAUGAACAUCCGCAGGUGGGCACCGCCAGCCGCAUCACAAUUACUACCAACCACCUCUAGCUAUAACUGCAUAAUCAAUGCAUACAUAGAGCCAUAUUGCUCCUCAUAAAUGCCUUUAUAAUGCAUAAAGGCUGGUUUUAGGUUUUCAUUCCUUCAUUCCAGCCCUUACUCAGCAAAUUAUCUGGGUUUCUGGAGGAACCUGCAUACACAAUGGGCCUCAGAGACCAGGAUUUGGAGAUUAAAAUUAGUGUCACACACACACACACACACAAACAUACACAGACAGACACACACACACAAAGGGAGACAGACAGCGUCAAUAAGAAAGGAUUUGAGCAGGGAAACCUGACAACAGUGGACGCUCCCGGCCCUAUAAAUAAACCAUUGCUGUAAUCAGUAGUAUGGCUCAUAUUCAUCUAGAGCCUGAUCUAGUCUCAGUAGAGUCAUAUUCAAUAGGAACCAAAUGGAAGCAAACUGGCCGAAACAGGGAGGGAUCUGCCUUAAUUUGUCCAUAAGAAACACCUUUUUUCACCUUUCGUUGCAAGUCGUUUUGUUACGUUGUGCAUUAAUGAAUACGCCCCAGGCCUCCAUUUACACUGCAGUGAGCUCAGUCUUUAGCAACAGGCUAGGCAGGGAAGUCCUUCUGGUUUUCUUUUCUGCCUAAUAGUUAAUUGAUCAAUUAAUAUUACUGAAUGGCCAGCAGACCUGCGUUAAAAUACUAUUUGAGUUCAUUUUAAACACUGUACUUGAUUGAGCUUGCCUGUUGCAAUGGAACCAAGAGGAAAAAAGCGGGUGGCCAUCCUAUCGCCUCUGACCACAGAACAUCGGCUGUACUUUUCAGUUCAUUUCCCGACAAUUCUACAUGUUGAAUCACCACUGUUUGUUGACACCCAGCAGGUGAUUGCUAACACACUGCGGCCACCCGCUGCUUUUAGCUUUUAGUCUUUGUGGUGUGCCUGAGCUAUUACUGAGUCUGCACGUUGUCCUGUCCUCCCGCAGGAGUACCCACGACCUGGUGACCAUGGAUGGCUGGCUGUACGCUGUGGGCGGCAAUGACGGCAGCUCCAGCCUCAACUCCAUCGAGAAGUACAACCCACGCAGCAACAAGUGGGUGGCGGCCUCCUGCAUGUUCACGCGGCGCAGCAGUGUGGGCGUGGCCGUCCUAGAGCUGCUCAACUUCCCACCGCCCUCGUCGCCCACGCUCUCUGUGUCCUCCACCAGCCUUUGACACGGGGCUAGGCACUGGCUGACCUCAGCCUCAACCCCCGCCUCGGCCUCGGUCGCUGCCGCCACCACCGCACAGCCAGGCCCCAGCAAGAGACGCAACUGCUCUGUGUGAAGAGGAGGGAGUGAGAGGAUGCAUAUACUUGAUUCAGGUAGCGAGAGGGAGAGUGGAGAGAAGGGCUUGAGAGAGAGUGGGAGGGUACAGUUAGAGGGAGAAGAGGUGAUGGGAAAAGCGAGAGAGAGGAAGAGUGAAAGAUGGAGAGAGAAACACACAGAGGGUGCUGCUGGAUCUUGUGCGGUCUUUCCCUGAAGUCUCACUGUAUUACCGUAAAGAUACCAGCUUCUAGUCUAUUGAAGAACACAGGAGAGUUUUCCUCAGAUAAAGAUGUUGGAAAAAAACACCAUCCUCCUUCCAUCCCUUUGCAAUUCAGCGCUUGAAACACAGUCUCUGAACCGAGACGGUCACUUUGUGUAUCAUGUGUACUGUCCUCCCC